AUGGUGGAGCCAGACUACUCUCAGCUACUUGUCCCUCGGUAUGACCCCGCAGCGGCUACCAGGGGGAAGUCUGAGGAGGAAGAAGCAGCAGCAGCUGCAGCAGCGGCUGCAGCAGACGUGCAGCAGUCAGAAGAUGAGGCAGCAGCAUCGGACGACGCACAGCAGGAAGAGGAGCAGCAGCAGCAGCAGCAGCAGCUGGGGGGUCCUGCUGCCAUAGAUCCCUUGGCGUGGGCUCGGAGCCUCUUUGGCGACUCUGCUGCUGCACCAGCAGCAGCAGCAGAAGCAGCGUCGACGCCAGCAACAGCAGCAGCAGCAGCGGCUGCUCCACAUGGGGAGGCCACUAGGACCGACGCAGCUCGCUGCAGCAGCAGCAGCAGCAGCAGCACAGGCGUGCAGCGCCUAUCAUUGCCUGCCUGUGCUGCUGAAAUAGGCUUCAAGAUCCCAAGAUUUAUGCAGCAGCAAAGCAGCAAAGAGGCAGCUGCGCUGCUUCGCCAGCAGCGUCAGUCUUUGAAAGAAGAUUAUAUGUCGAAACACAGAGCAGCACUCAAGGCCAAAAGAGCAGCAGCAAACCCCAGCUAG
Messenger RNA from Eimeria tenella, 579 nucleotides. RefSeq lists its product as uncharacterized. NCBI's taxonomy places the organism in Eukaryota, Apicomplexa, Conoidasida, Eucoccidiorida, Eimeriidae. The record is from RefSeq and is a predicted model, not a curated record. The transcript is spliced from 3 exons. The coding region runs from base 1 to 579 and encodes 192 amino acids.